AUGGUCAGAGUGCAACAGUCUGUGAUACGUGAGGCCUUACAGCUACCACGGGCAGGACAAACCUUGAAGGAGGGAGAGGACUUCGACUUAGUGGAAUAUGAGAUCUCAGCCAUGAACAAGGCUCAGCUUCAAGAUCUACUCGAGUCUUAUGGCCUCACGAAGAGCGGGAACAAAGGAGACCUGCAAGAACGGCUGAGAGCGUUCGCUAAGGAACCGCAAGAGUUCUGGAAAGCACAUCUCCUACAGCCCCGCGCGGCACGCUCGCGAGGACAAAGGACAGGAUCCUCCGCUAACUCCGGCUCCGCGCUGCGCAUCGCGUCGACAUUCGGUGCAGGGAGCAGCGAGAUCACGUACCGCAGUCGUAGAGGGGUGGAUCGUCCACAGCGUCAGCUGAAGGAUGAUGAGAUCAUGAGCUAUGAUGACUUUGCAAGACAUGCUCUCGCGCUCCAUCGGUCAUCAGCGGAUCAUGCUUCUGUGCAACCUGGCGACAGCACAGUGGACGGCCUGGACAGCAUGGCUUCCUCAGCCGGGACAUCAAUAUCACAUAGCUCGGAUGACAACGUACCUAUGCGGCGCGUCGAGCGCCAGCUCUCUCGUGCUGUGCAGAAGCUCGACGCGCUCGAGUACCGAUUGAGUGAACCGGCCGCAUUCGGCUGGAUGUCUCAACCAUCCCAACCAUUCACGAGCAGUAGCUCGAGCGCGAUGAAUCGCCAGGCGCAGGCCGCGCAGCCAAUCCCAGAAUCUCAGGCUGCCACUGUGAGUGCCACUACAAGCGCGAUUCAUGUCCCGCCAACUGCAAUGCACGCGCCGAGUGCAGUGAUGGCGGGAACGAACGCCAUAUGGUCUCGAACAUUAGCCGUUCCUCGAGAGGCAAUUCCACCAGAGAACCUGGUAGUAUUGGUACUCAGGGAAGGUGAUGAGGUAUGGUUCGAUAAGACCACUGUCCCUGACCCACCAGGGAGGAUCUUCUCGAACGACAUCUCAAGACUCUUUCAAGAAUGGAACAGCUCGUACCUGUCAAACGCGCUCGUCCUUAACGGGCGCGGUAUUCCCGUCAGACUUUGGCCAGAGGUCUACAAGAGCCGGAAGGGGAUUAAGACGGGUGCAUGGGAUACCAUUAAGACAGUAUGGGGUAAUUGGAAGGUGCGCAUCGGAGUUGUGAAUGAGAUCCGCAUCGAAACUCACCAUGUGAAGCAGUUCAUUGUUGAGGAGAGGCAGCGCUUCACAACCGACGAUGAGUUCUGGGCUGUAUAUAGGCGUCCCGACGGCACCAGAUUAUACUACCAACAGAUCUUAGAUCAGUUGCAGCAGAAUCGGAUGGAGCGGGACCAUAUCGAUGCAGAAGCAGCAAGAGCUUACUUCGGCGGGGAUCUUGACCACCCGGCUGCAGAGGGAGCAUUUCGCUAUGUCAAGAGCGGCCACUCUCGCCUCUACACGAAGGAUGGCAAAGUCGCGGAGAAAUGGCGGGAAUGGCUAGAGCAAAGAUGGGCUCAUGCAGAAAAUUGGCAGUUCACGCAAGGGGGGUAA
Messenger RNA from Gloeophyllum trabeum ATCC 11539, 1527 nucleotides. RefSeq lists its product as uncharacterized. The record is from RefSeq and is a predicted model, not a curated record. NCBI's taxonomy places the organism in Eukaryota, Fungi, Basidiomycota, Agaricomycetes, Gloeophyllales, Gloeophyllaceae. Bases 1 to 1527 code for a protein of 508 amino acids. The transcript is spliced from 4 exons.